Messenger RNA from Tigriopus californicus, 1354 nucleotides. RefSeq lists its product as uncharacterized. The coding region runs from base 143 to 952 and encodes 269 amino acids. Gene Ontology annotation, molecular function: glycine N-acyltransferase activity. Lineage: Eukaryota; Metazoa; Arthropoda; Copepoda; Harpacticoida; Harpacticidae. Gene Ontology annotation, cellular component: mitochondrion. The record is from RefSeq and is a predicted model, not a curated record. The transcript has 3 exons.
CAGUUCCUCCCAAACACUUGACCUAUGCGCCUUCAUUAUCGUUUCGAUAGGCAGAACUGUUUGCGCUGCUUACUUGCCAGUCACAAAUUUAUGGCUUUUCGGACAGUUCACUUUCAGCAAUCGGGACGAACAAGCAAGACCAAUGAAGCAAGUGUUUGACUUAAAAGCCUUGCAGGAGACUCUAAUUCAAGAGUUGCCCUUCUCCAUCUUGGCUUUGGAGUCCGUGAAACAUCAAAUCAAAUUUAACUUCCAACCACCAAAAGAGUUUUAUGUUUGUGAAAACGAGGAAUUGUCUUUAGUGGUGAUUAAGGAACUGGGAGAUGAAUCAUUCCCAGUGUUUACCAUCUUAUGUAGGGAAGGUGACGCUUCGAAGGCCGAGCAUGAACUAAAAGAAAUCAUUCCCUGGGACCAGCCUUGGGGAAUAGGGGGAUUGCCGGACUAUUUAGUUGGGGCUCUAAAAGCCAAAGCCCAGAAUCAAGGACCCAAGGAGUUUUUAGAAGAGAGCGAAUGUUGGGUCGCGAUAUUGGACCCAGAUACCACUAUUCCCGGGAUCGAUAUUCCUCCAAACUGCAAAGUUCAACACGUUGCCCUAAAUGACGUAGAGUUUAUGGACCAGUUGUGGAAGUUUCAGUCAAGUACCAGUCUCCCUCUGUUGAAGGCUCAAGCUGAGCGUGGAUUGGCCUUUGGAACCUACGUGGAUGGCGAACUGAAGUCCUCGCUUGUCACAUUCAAUUUUGGACCCCUGGGUGCCCUGGCCACCGCUGAAACUCAUCGUAAGAAGGGUCUGGCCCAAAUGGCUUUAAUCUACGCGGCUAAACAUCUUCGCUCUGAGGGUUUGACGCCAUUUGCCUUUAUUGAAACGUUCAACAAACCCUCGUUCGGGUUGUUCAUGAAAACUGGAUUCACACAUACCCAUAAUGUGUCCUGGCUGUUUUGGAAGCGACCUCAAUAAACACCUCGAGAUUGAUCGUAAAGCAUCAAUUUCAACAACACUUGGCUCCCAAACAAACCCGCCUAAUAUUCUACGACAGAGGAAAACUUUGCCAAGAUCACGCUCAUUUUUUGCUUCUUUUACUUUUACCAGGGAAGUGGGGAUAUUGAAAUUACUUAAAGAUAAAUGAUGACAAGACACAAGUGACUAGUUCACAUAAAUUCACAUUCCAAUGUUUUUUAAGGAAAGAAUUGAGCAGGCAUGAUUCUCUUUCAUUUCCAGAAUUUACUUCCAUCCCGUGCUUGAGCAACAGCGGGUAUACUACAUGAUGAUGGCUACUGUUUUUGACAUGUAUGAUUUGUCAAAAAUUCUGAUAUUAUCUGAUAACUCUUUAUAGAUGAGGAAUAACUUUUGCGACAUUGA